Syzygium oleosum is the source of this 1779-nucleotide messenger RNA. Its product is annotated as disease resistance protein RPV1-like. Lineage: Eukaryota; Viridiplantae; Streptophyta; Magnoliopsida; Myrtales; Myrtaceae. The record is from RefSeq and is a predicted model, not a curated record. Gene Ontology annotation, biological process: signal transduction; defense response. The coding region runs from base 1 to 1779 and encodes 592 amino acids. The transcript has 6 exons.
AUGAGUACUGAUUAUGAGGUGUUCUUGAGCUUCAGAGGACCGGAUACUCACCUAACAUUCACAGAUUGCCUCUAUGAAGCCAUGAACGACGCGGGGAUCUGCGUUUUCAGAGAUGAUGAAGAGCCCCGCUUUGGUGAAGCUUCUGCAGGCUAUGCUUCCAGUGUAUGGUGUCUCCAAGAACUUGCGCACAUGGUGGAAUGCAAGAGAAGCUCGAAUGAAAAGGAGAUUUUUCCCAUUUUCUACAAUGUGGAGGUGUCAGAUGUCAAGCUCAGAACGGACUUGUACGAUAAUGCCCUGAAGAAGCACAAGAAGAAGUUUGGUUACGAGAAGAGCCUACAUGACAGUUUCAGCGUUCAGUCUCAAAAGUUUUAUGUUUAUGAAAUGAGAGAGAUGCGUCCUGAACAUGCCCCUCAACUUUUCAGCAUGUGCGCCUUCAGAGCAGACUUGCCUCCAGAUGAUUAUAAUGAUCUUUUAAGCAAAGUGGUUGCCACCAUAGGAGGACUUCCUCUGGCUCUUGAGAUUGUAGAACAUGAUGUCAUAUGGAUGCAUGACCAGAUCCAAGAUCUUGGAAGAGAAAUUGUUCGUCAAGAGAGCUUUCAGAUUCCCGAAAGGUGUAGCAGAUCGUGGUCCCCUAAGGUUGGCUUAGAUGCAGCGCGAAAACAAGAGGGAACAGAGAAUGUGGUGGCACUCGUAUUGUGGGGAUUUUUUAGAAUGUAUGAAUUUAGGCAGGAUCAGUUCUCCAAGCUUCCGAAUCUUAGGUUGUUGGAAUUGCAUGAGGGAAUCAACUUUGUUGGAGAUUUUGAGAAUCAUCUCUCAAAAUUAAGGUGGCUUUCUUGGCACAGCUGUCAUCCAAAAUUUAAUGCAACCAACUUUAAUCUAAGGAAUCUAGUCGUUCUCAACCUUUCAAAGAGCGAACUUACAGAAGAUUGGGGUGGAUGGAGCCAGAUAAUGAUGUCAAGUAAGUUUAAAGUUUUGAAUCUCACCAGUUGCAGAUGCUUAACCAAAACACCAGACUUCUCUUCAUGUCUAGCUUUGGAGAGAUUGACUCUUAAAGAUUGUGAAAGUUUAGUGGAGAUCGACUCUUCAAUUGGUAAGCUACAACACCUAACUCACUUGACUAUUGAUGGAUGUAAUGGUCUGAGAAAGCUGCCUGAUGAAGUUAUUUCUAUAAGAUCCUUGACCAGUCUGGUUAUUAAGAAUAUCACGGGAAAGGGUACCAAUAGUGUUAAAGUAGACAACAGUGUUGGUUUCAAAUUGCCUGAGUUGAUUGGCAAUUUAAAAUAUCUGUCAAGCCUUCAAAUGGUUAAUGUUAGAAUCACUGAUCUUCCAUGCUCAAUUGGGCUGCUAAAAAAUAUCAAGAGCUUGUCUUUCUACGGAUGCUCCGAACUGAAAAAACUUUCAGACUCAAUGGGGGCACUACCAUCAUUGGUGGAGUUAGAUUUGUCAUGGACAAAAAUUGCAGAAUUACCCGAAUCUUUUGGUCACCAGAAAUCUCUGUCAGUCCUUGAACUAGAUCGAACUCCAAUUACCAAACUUCCCAGCUCUAUUGGAGGGCUCAUUGCACUUCAGCAUUUGGUUGUAUCUGGAUGUCUCGAGCUAACAAAACUUCCAAAUUCUAUUGGGGAAUUAAAAAGUUUACUUGAACUGGACCUAUCUGAAAUAGGGAUUACCGAGCUGCCAGAUUCAAUUGGAAACUUGAAGAGGUUAAAAGUAAUUAAGAUGAACUCCGGCAAGGUUAAAAAAACUUCCCAUUGCUAUCGGAUUGUUGGAGAAUCUUGA